Molecule: messenger RNA, 603 nt
Organism: Haemonchus placei
Lineage: Eukaryota; Metazoa; Nematoda; Chromadorea; Rhabditida; Trichostrongylidae
Source: the annotation of a GenBank genome assembly
AUGGUGAAUAACUUAGCGAAUGGUGUAAAUAUUUCGACGGUCAAAAGCAAGGAUGAGUUACCGAACUCGAUUAUCGUCACGCAGGUGCCUGAGGAGGUAUUCACCAGUCCUGAAUCAAAAGAGAAUUUCUGUCAAUUGUUCACGCAGAUCGAAGAGAACAUUCAUUUUGAUUUCUUGAAAAGUUUUCGACGUGUUCGAGUUAUUUUUAGUACGCCUGAAAGUGCAACAGCGGCAAAACUCAUUGUACAAGGGUUCUCGUUUCAUGGACAUGAGAUGAAAGCCUUCCUUGCGCAGCGAGUUAUUCUUCGACGUUCUUCAUCAUUGCUAUCUCCACCUCCGCUUGAAAAACAAUUUCUCAUAUCUCCUCCGUGUUCUCCGCCUCUUGGCUGGUCACAAACGAAGGAAAUGGCCCCAGUUAUUUGUAAUUUCGAUCUGAUGGCACGGCUGGCAUCAUUUGCUCUUGAAGACAAAUACGAAGUUCACAACGGUGACGAGAGUACGCCAGCAAUUGUUGUGCAUCCUUGUGAAACUCCUCUAGACGCGCCGUCCAGCAUAGAAAUGCCUCGUACACCAAGGCCGUCAUCUCCUCCAACUCCUCCGUGA